UUGGAUUUGUUGCCACAUUGCUUUCUCUCUCAUGUCAAGUAGAGGGAGGUGAAAUCCUAAAUUGUCAUUAAAUCCCCACAGAGAUUCGGAUUAGAAUGAAGCCGGCAGGCCAUCUUUUCGCAGCUGUCUGGGUGGUUGGACUUUUCUCCUUCAGUCUUUGCCAGAAAGACUGUGUUCUGCAGGAUGGAAAAGUAGGACAGCCUGGAAUUCCUGGGAGAGACGGCUGGGCAGGACAGAAAGGAGAGAAGGGAGAACCAGGUUUGCAGGUGCAGCUGAGUAAGGAAGCCCUGGCUGCUCUAAAAGGAGAUGAAGGUGAGCAGGGCCCUGUAGGAGGCAUUGGAGUUAAAGGCUAUCAGGGGCUCCUCGGGCCACCCGGUCCGGCUGGUCCUCCAGGGCCUAGCGGAAGAAGUGGAGACAGUUUUGGAGAUGUUGAUGUAAGCAAGGCAGCCUUUUCUGUGAUAAGAACCAGGAAGAUGUACCCCAAGCACUAUCAACCAGUCACCUUCGAUAGAGCAAUUAUUAAUGUCAAUAAUGACUUCAACAUUGAGACAGGUCAUUUCACGUGUAGGGUUGCUGGGGUGUAUUACUUUGUGUUCAAUUCAGUCUCUGAGGGAAACCUGUGUCUAAAACUGAGGAGCAACCAUAGUCCUGAUGUGAGUCUGACCUUUUGUGACUUUAACCAGCGCCAAAUAUCUCAGGUUGUGUCUGGCGGGGCCGUUCUUGAGCUUGCUAAAGGGAAUAAGGUAUGGAUAGAACCUGUCAAGAACCUCGAUCGUGAAACUGUGGAGCACAACAGAAUGACAAUCAAAAGUGAGCCGUCAGCUGUGUUCAGUGGAUUUCUAGUCUUUGCUACUGAGUAAUGUAACAGCUCCAUCUUAGACUGCAGUUUCUGUGUUUAAAGGCUUGAAUUACAUAGCAAGUAUAUACUAGAUUGUAUUGUGACUGUACUGGACUUUCAGCUCAUGACCUGUCACUCGUGUUUUUUUUUUUUAAUUUUACACAAAUAUUUCAGUUGUAAUACUCAUGCAAUAAAUUUUUCUUGUGAAAUUUGA
Pygocentrus nattereri (red-bellied piranha) is the source of this 1052-nucleotide messenger RNA. RefSeq names its product complement component 1, q subcomponent, A chain (gene c1qa). Bases 96 to 860 code for a protein of 254 amino acids. The transcript is spliced from 3 exons. The record is from RefSeq and is a predicted model, not a curated record. Gene Ontology annotation, molecular function: protein binding. Lineage: Eukaryota; Metazoa; Chordata; Actinopteri; Characiformes; Serrasalmidae.